AUGAAGUGGACUGCUUCCCUCACACUUGCGCUAGCCGCGUUGCGGCAGGUUGCUGCCACAAACUCGACAUCAUGCACCCCAAGGCUGAUCAGCUACUGGAUCAACGCCAACGCCUCCAUCUCAACAGUGGAGUCGGUCGAUGCCGGCAACGGAUUCUCCGAAGAGGGAAACGUCGCCUUUCCGGGUAACGUUACGAACCUUCCCAGUCUCUGCGCUGUGAGCUUCAUUGCGAAGACCUCAGAGGGAAACGAGUACAAGUUUGCCAUCUUCCUGCCAGACGACUGGAACAACAAGAUCCUCACCGUAGGCAAUGAUGGCUUUUCAGGAGGCGUCAAUGCCCCGGCCAUGGCCGUCGGCGUUAAGUACGGCUUCGUCACACUUGCGACCGAUGCCGGACACAACUCUACCCAGGGCAAUCUCACUUGGGCGCUGGGCAACAACGGUGCCAAGCUGGACUACGGACACAGGGCACUGCACAACUCCCUCGCGCUGGCUCAGAGAGUCGUCGAGAAGUACUACGGCCUGGCCCCUACAGCUUCCUACUUCUCUGGCACGUCAGAUGGCGGUCGGCAAGGUCUUAAGGCUGCUGAGAUGUACCCUCGCGACUUUUCGGCGCUCCUGAUCGGUGCCCCGGCUUGGUGGCAGAGCCAUCUGCAAAGCUGGAGGAUUGCGAUUGGCAUCACCAACCUGCCCACCGACAACGCGAAGCACAUUCCCGCCGAGAAGUACACGGUGAUUGGUGAUGCCGUCAGGAAGCAGUGCGACGCGGCUGAUGGAGUCGAGGACAGCAUCGUCAGCGACCCCAGCAACUGCACUGUCAACUAUGACCUCUUCACCUGCGGUAAAGAUGGUGUUGACGCGACAGCUUGCCUUUCUGCUGAGCAGGUCACCGUAGCCCAGGCACUGUACGCCGACUACAAGGUCAACGACGAGACUGCCUUCCCAGGCGUCAGCCCCUCCUCCGAAUACGGAUGGGGUUCGCUGCUGGGUGGCGGUAACGGUUCGGAGCCGAAUGAGGUCGCCGUCAGCUACAUGAAGUACUUCCUCUUCAAUGACGCGGAGUGGGCUUGGUCUAGCUACAACGAGACUGUCCCCGACUACGCCAACGAAACGAACCCGGGCGAACUUGAUGUCAACACCUUCAACCUGACCAAGUUCUCCAGCCUCGGCGGCAAGAUCAUCAUGUACCAUGGCCUGUCUGAUGCCGAUGUGCCAGCCAAGGCGUCCCAAGUCUACUACGACAAGGUUGUCGCGCAGUCAGGCGGCGAUGUCGAGGCCGUCCGCGCUUGGUUCCGUCUCUUCUUCCUCCCAGGACUGGGACACAAGACGACGACCGUCGAUGCGCCUUGGUACAUCGCCGGACCGGGACAGGCCGAGCAGCUCCUCGGCGGUGGGAACUACUCGGUGCCGGGCUACUCCGAUGCGACACACGAUGCCCUUCUAGCGCUCCAGCAGUGGGUUGACGGCGGUGCCGCACCGGACUCGCUCAUCGCGACAACGUGGAAGAACGCGACUGACCCGACAACCGAGGUCCUGAGGCAGAGGCCGAUUUGCCCGUAUCCAUCAACUCAAAAGUUCACCAGUGGCGGUGAUCAGGCAAAGGCUGAGAGUUUCACGUGCUCAACGUAG
Messenger RNA from Colletotrichum godetiae, 1629 nucleotides. RefSeq names its product feruloyl esterase B. NCBI's taxonomy places the organism in Eukaryota, Fungi, Ascomycota, Sordariomycetes, Glomerellales, Glomerellaceae. The coding region runs from base 1 to 1629 and encodes 542 amino acids. The record is from RefSeq and is a predicted model, not a curated record. The transcript has a single exon.